AUGGUUUCUUCGGAAGAAGCGACAAAGAUUUAUAAGGAGUCAAUACAUAUUGAUGGUCUUAAUAUUUGUAAAUUCGGACCUGAGAUUUUUGAAUCGUGGAAUAAAGGAGGUAUCACAGCUGUUUCUUGUACAUGUGGGCUUUGGGAGAACUUUGAAAAUUCCAUCAAGAAUGUGAUACAAUGGAAAAAAUGGUUCGAUGAGUAUUCACAUUUGAUCAUUCAGGUGCAUUCCGUUGAGGACAUUAAGAGAGCUAAAGCUGAUGGGAAAACUGGAGUUUUACUAUCGUGGCAGAAUACAUCUGGAAUUGAAGAUCAAUUGGGCUAUUUAAGAAUCUUCAGAGACCUUGGUGUACGCAUGAUGCAAUUGACAUACAACACGCAAAACUACUCUGGCGCGGGUUAUCUUGAACUAAAGGAUUCAGGAUUAACAGGUAGAGAAGUGGUUGACGAAAUGGCUAGACUUGGUAUCGUUUGUGAUUUAUCCCAUGUUGGUCCCAUUACCUCGAAGGACGUGAUUGAGUAUGCAAAGAAGCCACCUUGCUUUUCUCACAUUUUGCCCGCAGCAUUGAAAGAGAGCGGCCGUAAUAAAUCAGAUGAAUUAAUCAAGCUAAUUGGUUCCAAAGGCGGCUUCGUGGGUAUUUCACAAUUCGGGCCUCAUAUGCCUAAGGGCAAUGGUUCGACUAUUGAUGACUAUGUUGAUGUAGUGGACUACGUUAUUGGUCUUAAUGGUGAGGAUUUGGUCGGAAUUGGUUCAGAUGCCUCCGAAGGUCAUGGAAGACCAUCAGACUUCAUGGAAUGGUGUAAUAAAGAUAAAGGAUAUUCGAGAAAACUAACUCCUUGGGGAUCGGACAAGGUCGUGAAACCUCUUGGCCCUUUGGCUAACAGAGCUGAAUUAGCAUUAGCAAUGGCUAGAAAAGGCUGGUCAGAGGAAAAAAUUAAAAAAGUUUUGGGUUUAAAUUGGUAUAGAUAUUUAGAGAAGAUAUUUGAUACCGAAGUUUAG
This is a messenger RNA of Priceomyces carsonii, 999 nucleotides long. RefSeq lists its product as uncharacterized. Gene Ontology annotation, molecular function: metallodipeptidase activity. Gene Ontology annotation, biological process: proteolysis. The transcript has a single exon. The record is from RefSeq and is a predicted model, not a curated record. NCBI's taxonomy places the organism in Eukaryota, Fungi, Ascomycota, Pichiomycetes, Serinales, Debaryomycetaceae. Bases 1 to 999 code for a protein of 332 amino acids.